Molecule: messenger RNA, 1118 nt
Organism: Athalia rosae (coleseed sawfly)
Lineage: Eukaryota; Metazoa; Arthropoda; Insecta; Hymenoptera; Athaliidae
Gene: Polr3F
Product: probable DNA-directed RNA polymerase III subunit RPC6
Exons: 5
Coding region: 144-1079 (311 amino acids)
Biological process (GO): transcription by RNA polymerase III
Cellular component (GO): RNA polymerase III complex
Source: RefSeq, a predicted model, not a curated record
GAAUAAUUGUACAUCUUUACUUGACUGAAAGUAUUCAGCAAAUAAUCUUACCGUGGCAGCUACAUUUAUGACGCGGUUCCAAUUUUUCUGAGCGAGUUCUGUGGUGUGGUAAACAUCAUCAUCGUGCUCCAUGCUUAGGAGAAAUGGAAGGCCAGGGUGAAUUUUCUGGUGAACAAGAAAUCAGCUCUAUCGAAAGUGAAGUCCCAGACAUAACAGAGCAAAAAAUUAUUUCGUUGGCUCAAGCAAAACCCAAGGGAAUAUCUGAUAAAGAUAUUACAGCUGAAAUUCCUGGUCUUGAACCGGCACAGAAAGCAGCAACCAUAAAUAAGCUCCUGACUCAGGGAUACUUCGAUUUAUUCAAGCAAGGAGGGACUCUGCUCUAUCGUUUGAAGGAUCCAAACAAAACUAAAUCAGUAAAAGGAGCUGACAAUGAAGAGAAAGUGGUUUACAAUAUCAUUGAAGAAGCUGGAAACAAGGGGAUAUGGAUUCGCGAUAUUAGAUUUAAAUCCAACCUCAUGCCUACACAAUUGAAUAAGAUUUUAAAGAGUCUUGAAACUAAAAAGUUCAUAAAGGCAGUGAAAUCUGUUGCUGCGAGCAAAAAGAAGGUUUAUAUGUUAUACAACUUAGAGCCAGACAGAUCUGUAACUGGAGGUGCAUGGUAUCAGGAUCAAGACUUUGAAGCCGAAUUUGUGGAUGUUUUGAACCAACAAUGUUUCAGAUUUUUGGAACAGCGCAAUGAAACUACAAAGAAUUGUAGGGGCGGUCCAAUUGCUGCUCGUAAUAUAGCCUUUGCUUCGUCCAAAGAAGUUUGGAAGUUUAUUUCUGAUCUAGGAAUAAGCAAGGUAAAACUCUCCAUUGAGGAUUUGGAAAUGAUCUUGAACACCUUAAUCUACGAUGGCAAAGUAGAAAGAACCCUGUCAAGUGAUGGUAACAACCUAUAUCGAGCAGUGGAACCCUUGCUCAGUCCUCCAGGAUUGAUCAGCACACCUUGUGGUGUUUGUCCGGUGAGAAAGAAUUGCUGCGAUAUCGGAGAUAUAACACCUAAGAAGUGUCAGUACAUCAAGGAAUGGUUGGAAUAAUUUCAAAAUGUGUAUCAAUAAAACAAGGCAUCAUAUUUA